Molecule: messenger RNA, 2568 nt
Organism: Fusarium coffeatum
Lineage: Eukaryota; Fungi; Ascomycota; Sordariomycetes; Hypocreales; Nectriaceae
Exons: 2
Coding region: 1-2568 (855 amino acids)
Cellular component (GO): cell wall; plasma membrane
Source: RefSeq, a predicted model, not a curated record
AUGUCUGACGAGAAAAAGAAAUUGGCCGACCUUGACAAGCAAGCCGAGUCUUCAGCUCCAGGUUCAUCGUCAACACUCCUAGAUCUCCCACCAUCAUACGAACCUCAAUCAGCACCCAGAGUUUCCCAAGAUGAUGAUCUCCAAGCACCAGAGGACUUCCCAAUUCUUGUCAUUGACGACUGCAAGAUCUACUCAGCCUACGCACCAACCCGCACUCUCUACCGCCUGAGCAACCCAGUAUGCGACGCGACUCGGACCGUUUACGGCAUUGAAAAGUUCCGCUACAAGGUCGACGACUCAAGCGAUGAGCCUAAAUUGAGACAUACUGUGGAUCACAUCUAUGAUUUCGAACGCGACAUCCAGCUCAAAGCGCUGCCGACUGUGCGCAUCAAGGGCUACACGAGUAGCAAGCGGACUUAUAAGAGUGCGAUCAUGUCGGAUGCUACCAAAAUCGGAGGCGGAUACAAGGUAGAAGACGACAAAGCUGAGGACAAAGAUAAUAAAGAAAUACUCAAGACGGAACGUCCGUUCAAAGAUCUUUUGAACCAAGGACGUGGCAACACAAUUGAGUGGAAAGAUGCUUCUGGACAGGUCCUUGCCGUCGAGACAAAACUCCAACGCGACAAGGACAAGAAAAUCGUUGAGCCACCUCGUCUUGCGAUCAAAGCGAAUAUGGAUGAAAAGCUUUACGAUUUUUUGGUUACGAGUUGGUGCGCUGUUGUGUGGAAGGAGGCGAAGGGCGAUUUAAAGGACCCUUUGACAUGGGAGAAAUGUUGCGAUAUCUCUGGCAAUUACACGAUUAUCGACUCCCCCGAUGGCGAAGACGGAAUUUCAACAUGUAAAGAUGUCGACGGUUCAUUAUCGCUUCUCUUCGACAAGAGCCCAGAAUCAUGGCCCCCCAUCAAAGCCGCAGUGGAUUUGGGUACCAUUAGCUCUCUGACCGGCAGCUUGGUCAUUUAUCCCCACCACCAUUCUAAGAAGACAACCGUCACAGCAUCGAGUUUAAAAUCUAUCGAGGGCGAAUUCACGAUAUGGAAUACCGGAACUGGAAAAGACAAGACAGUUGAGGAGCUUGAGUUGCUGUUUGAUGCGUUGGAGUCAGUUGGCAAGGGCUAUGUCAUCACCAAGGCAUUCGCAAAGCUGAAUAUUCAGCAUAAGAAGGAUAUUGAGGUGGGCUCUGAGAUGAGAGUUACCGAGACAAAAGUUGAGGAGUUGGUGCUUGGAGGAGUGCAUACCGUCAAUGGGGACUUUAUGAUUGACUCAAACAAGAACAUGGAGGAGUUGGAUGUCACAGCCCUUACCUACGCGAACAAGGGGUUCAGUGUCAAGGGCAACAAUGCUCUCACGAGAGUGUCAUUUCCCAAACUCAAGGAGGUCAAGGGAAACCUCGAGUUCAAUCAGAACGGCGCCCUUACCGAGAUCCGCCUCGCAGCCCUAGAAAACGCUGCGACUAUGUCUAUCUCCUCCAACGGUCAGGAUGGUGCUGUGUUUCUGCCUUACCUUUCAUCCAUCGGAAAUAGCACUACCACUGCGACUUCGGAUUUCAAGGGUCUCAAGAAGGUUGAGUUUUCGUCUCUGAACAAGGUCAAGGGUGCAUUGGCUUUCUCGUCAAACGUUUUUGAAGACCUUACUAUUCCGCUCUUGAAAGAGAUGGACGGUUCCAUUACCGUGGAAGACAACCCAUCGCUCACGACUUUUGCUCUGCCCAGAGUUACUUACGUGGAUGAACUGGACAUCAGCGGCAACGACGAACUCACCAACAUUACAGCAAACGCUCUCAAAUCCGCCGGCACCAUUUCGAUCAAGGGACCUUUCACGAACGUCGAGUUCUUCAACCUGGAGAAAGUGACUGGAGACUUCAAGGUCGUGGGUGACAAGUCCAUGGAUUGCAGUUGGUUUGACGCAAAUGUCAAGAAGAUCGUCAAGGGCAAGUAUACUUGUGUUGGAGACCAUGACGAGAAGGAGAAAAGGGCUAGUACUGGUGGUAUCGAGGAUACUGAGGGUAACCCCAAGGAUUACAUGACACCUGAAGACGACGACAGCGAUGCAGGCAGUGGAAGCGGUAGCGGAAGUGGAGGUGGUUCAGGAAACGGCGAUUCUGACGACGACAAGGCCAGCUCUGGGGGAAUGUCCACUGGCGCCAAAGCCGGUAUUGGUAUCGGUAUCGCCAUUCUCGUGGUUCUGAUCAUCGUCGGCGCCGUAAUGUUCUGGCUCUGGCGUCGCCGCCGCGCAGUCCAACCCAACGACAACAACAGCAACAACAGCUUCCUGGGUAUCAGUCAAGGUCCACCCCGUCUCGGCAGUAGCAGCGGCACAUCGACCUUUUCCAACAUUUUUGACGGCCAAGCCAAGAUGGGUGUCCAAACCAAGAUCGUAGCGACCAACCCGAUGCCAAGCCCCUCCCCUAGUCUGGGAACAUUGAAUUUCGGUCGCACUUCGCUUAUUGAGAGCACUGGUACUUUUACCGAGAAGAGUCUUGCUGCUUGGAAGACGAUCCGUAGAGUAAGCGAUUCGUCUGGUGAGGCUAUGAAGGAGACAACGACAACCACCACCUUCCACAAAGCUUAA